UAAUAAUGUUGCGACGAGCCUGUCGUCGUCUCUUGAAACCCAAAUCUGUUGUUACUCUACGAACAAUCGCAUCUUCUUCUUCCUCAAGCUACGUCGAUCGUCAUAUUAGUGUGAUUCUCUGCGAUCAGAGCUUGAGCUUAGAGUCUCUGCGUAAACACAACGCUCUUAUCAUCACCGGAGGAAACUCGGAAAAUAUCUUCGUCGCAUCGAAGCUAAUUUCAUCUUACGCUUCUUACGGGAAACCCAAUUUGUCUUCCAGAGUCUUCGAUUUGGUUACUCGAAGAGAUGUCUUUCUUUGGAAUUCUAUUAUCAAAGCACAUUUCUCCAAUGGCGAUUAUGCUCGAUCCUUGGGUUUCUUCUUCUCAAUGCUCUUGUCUGGCCAAUCCCCUGAUCAUUUCACUGCUCCAAUGGUUGUUUCUGCUUGUGCGGAGCUUUUGUGGUUUGAUGUUGGGAGUUUCGUUCAUGGGUUUGUGUUGAAACAUGGAGGUUUUGAACGAAACACUGCAGUGGGAGCUUCCUUUGUUUAUUUCUAUUCAAAGUGUGGGUUUUUACAAGAUGCGUGUCUUGUGUUCGACGAAAUGCCUGAGAGAGAUGUUGUUGCUUGGACUGCCAUUAUAUCUGGGCAUGUGCAGAACCGAGAGAGCGAGAGAGCUUUGGGUUAUCUUUGCAAGAUGCAUACUGUUGGUUCUGAUGUUGAUAAGCCGAAUCCCAGAACAUUGGAAUGCGGAUUCCAAGCUUGUUCAAAUUUGGGAGCUUUGAAAGAAGGAAGAUGUCUUCAUGGUUUUGCGGUGAAAAAUGGUUUAGCUUCUUCCAACGUUGUCCAGUCUUCGAUCUUUUCAUUGUAUUCGAAAUCUGGGAAUCCAGCUGAGGCUUAUCUUUCUUUCCGUGAACUUGGGGAUCAAGAUAUGUUUUCAUGGACUUCGAUUAUAGCGUCACUGGUGAGAUCAGGUAACGUGGAGGAAAGUUUUGAUAUGUUCUGGGAAAUGCAGAACAAGGGAAUGCAGCCAGAUGGAAUUGUCAUUAGUUGUUUGAUUAGUGAACUAGGUAAGAAGAUGCUUGUCCCUGAAGGUAAAGCCUUUCACGGGUUCGUCAUAAGACACUGUUUCUCCUUAGACAGUACAGUUUGCAAUUCGUUGUUAUCGAUGUACUGCAAAUUCGAGUUUCUGUCUGUGGCUGAGAAGCUUUUCUGUAAGAUAAGCGAAGAAGGAAACACAGAAGCUUGGAAUACAAUGCUUAAAGGCUAUGGUAAAAUGAAAUCUCACGUAAAGUGUAUCGAGUUAUUUAGAAAGAUUCAGAAUCUUGGAAUUGAAAUCGACUCUGCCAGCGCAGCCUCUGUCAUAUCUUCUUGUUCCCACAUAGGAGCGGUGCUACUGGGGAAGUCGUUGCAUUGCUAUGUUGUCAAAACUAGCUUGGAUCUUACCAUCUCAGUGGUCAAUUCCCUCAUUGAUUUGUAUGGAAAGAUGGGAGACUUGACUGUUGCUUGGAGGAUGUUCUGUGAAGCAGAUACGAACAUUGUCACGUGGAACGCAAUGAUUGCGUCUUAUGUUUAUUGUGAGCAACCCGACAAAGCCAUUGCGUUGUUCGAUAGAAUGGUUUCUGAGAAUUUCAAACCCAGCUCAAUAACUUUGGUGACUCUGCUUAUGGCUUGCGCCAAUACUGGCUCUCUGGAGAGAGGACAGAUGAUUCAUCGGUACAUCAUUGAAACAGAGCACGAGAUGAAUCUUUCUCUUUCAACUGCUCUGAUUGACAUGUACGCAAAAUGUGGCCACCUUGAAAAGUCACGAGAACUGUUUGAUGCUGCAAGUCAGAAGGAUGCCGUUUGUUGGAAUGUGAUGAUCUCAGGUUAUGGAAUGCACGGACAUGUUGAAUCGGCCAUAGCACUUUUUGAUCAAAUGGAAGAGUCUGAUGUUAAACCAACCGGACCUACAUUUCUUGCCCUUCUAUCAGCUUGCACGCACGCUGGUUUAGUUGAACACGGGAAAAACCUUUUUCUCAAGAUGCAUCAGUACGAUGUGAAACCCAACUUAAAGCAUUACUCUUGUCUUGUGGAUCUUCUUUCCCGGUCUGGUAAUUUGCAGGAAGCUGAAACCACAGUCAUGUCGAUGCCAUUCUCACCAGACGGGGUCAUAUGGGGAACAUUGUUGAGCUCAUGCAUGACCCAUGGGGAGUUUGAGAUGGGAAUUCGAAUGGCAGACCGUGCAGUUGCUAGUGAUCCGCAGAACGAUGGGUAUUAUAUAAUGCUUGCGAACAUGUACAGUGCUGCAGGUAAGUGGGAACAAGCGGAAAGGGCACGAGAGAUGAUGAGGGAAAGCGGAGUUGGGAAGAGAGCUGGACAUAGUGUAGUCUAAUAAUAAUCUUUGAUACAACGGAUAUUCUUGUGAUUCAUCUGUUUGAAACAAGCUCAAUGUGCUUAGUUCCUAAUAUUAAUCCAUACACUUCUAAUCUUUAUAUAUAGAGAUUCAUACAA
Messenger RNA from Arabidopsis lyrata subsp. lyrata, 2467 nucleotides. RefSeq names its product pentatricopeptide repeat-containing protein At4g39952, mitochondrial. Gene Ontology annotation, molecular function: RNA binding; protein binding. Gene Ontology annotation, biological process: RNA modification. The transcript has a single exon. The coding region runs from base 6 to 2348 and encodes 780 amino acids. NCBI's taxonomy places the organism in Eukaryota, Viridiplantae, Streptophyta, Magnoliopsida, Brassicales, Brassicaceae. The record is from RefSeq and is a predicted model, not a curated record.